CGGCCGAACCUCGUUCGCGAUCAGUAACCGGUUCAUCUUCACACCGAAGGGGUUUGUAUUGCACCGCAGCUUCUAGAAGAGACAUACAUGUAUAUUAGCACGCGCGAGCUGGAAAGUAGCAGAAUAGCAUUACUAUCACCAAAAGACAUAACCGUCAAAACUGCAGGAAGGCAUAGAAACCAGCGUUGAGGCUAAUCAAAUUUCCAUACCACGUUUGGACUCAGAGAACACAUCAACCAACACCGAAAUUCACACAAAUUCUCGAAGAACACUCCCAAGAUGCAGAACAACCGCCAACUACGUGAUCCGGUCACGUUGCCAUCCGGACUUGUCUUCAAAAAUCGGCUACUCAAGGCAGCGAUGGCAGAGACUAUGUCAAAGUCUCACGACCCAACAGAUACCCUCAUGGCGGCCUACAAGGCAUGGGGAAAGGGAGGAUGGGGCGGAAUCAUAACAGGAAAUGUAAUGAUCGAUGAGCGCUGGCUCGGAAACGCCCUAGAUGUAUCUCUCACACCCAGCACUAACCCCGAACUCAUUGCUCAAUGGCGAAGAUACGCAGAAGCAUGUCGUGUCGAAGGCACACCAGCUAUCAUCCAGCUUAACCACCCCGGCCGCCAGAGUCCCCUCGGAGCAGGUUCCAAAGGACUGUUUGAGAAGAACAUCGCCCCAAGCCCCAUCGCAUUACAGUUCGAAGACAACAUCUGGGCAAAGACGGCGCAAAAGCUCAUCUUCGGCACCCCACGAGAGAUGACGGUUGCAGAAAUUGAAGACGUGGUAAAAAGACACGCCGACGCAGCCAAGUUCCUUAGCGAAGCAGGAUUCGACGGCGUAGAACUACACGCCGCACACGGAUACCUACUGAAUAUCUUCAUGUCUCCAAAGACCAACCAAAGGCAAGACAAUUACGGUGGCUCGGCGUUUAACCGCGCCCGCAUCGUUCUCGACAUCAUCAAUGCUAUCCGCGCUGUCGUCCCAUCCACGUUCACAGUCGGCAUCAAGCUUAACUCCGCAGAUCUUCAACGCUCAAGCGAUAUGGAAGAGGUUAUGCAACAGAUUGGUUACCUUAGAGAUACUGGUAUCGACUUCCUCGAGAUCAGCGGUGGAUCGUACGAGAACCCUAGGAUGAUGAAGGGUGACGAGCCACAGCCUGGCGAGAAGCCAGUAUCCGAGCGUACCGCAAAGCGCGAAGCUUUCUUCCUUGAUUUUGCGAGGGUGGUUAGGCAGAAGUUUCCAGAUGUGGUUUUGAUGGUUACAGGCGGUUUCCGUAGCUUGGCGGGUAUGCGUGCCGCGCUUGAGGAGAAUGCUUGUGAUCUGAUCGGUCUGGCACGGCCAGCUGCUGUGGACGCGAGUUGGGCCAAGAAGGUCUUGGAAGCGGAGGCUGCGGGUGGUGAUAUAAGUUUGAGGUUGGAUGCUGUGAAGCCGAGCUGGCUAGUCAGCAAAAUCCCGGUUAAGGCUUUAGGUGCUGGUGCUGAAAGUGCUUUCUAUGGAGCGCAGAUUGAACGUAUCGGCAAAGGGUUGCCAACACGAACGCCUCCAACGGCAUCAUGAGAUGGAUAUGGAAAUCUGGUUUGCGCUGUUGUUUCGGUUAGUGUCUUGAUCUGGCUCGUUGCCUUUGUGUAUAAUGAAGUUGGUCGUCUGAGUCUUGUUACUCUUGUGUGGUUAGACUCCAGCACAACACGUACAGCGACGCAGCUGGUCUCAGCAAGAAAGCUGUAAUGAAGUAAUCUAGGCCUCAUUUGCAUUGGUAUGUGGUGAAAUUGCAAGAACUCUCAAUCAUCGCAGGUUGCUGAGAAAAGAGUCUCCAACAUAGCCUUGGAUACUCCACCAAUGAGCGUCUCC
Molecule: messenger RNA, 1839 nt
Organism: Alternaria rosae
Lineage: Eukaryota; Fungi; Ascomycota; Dothideomycetes; Pleosporales; Pleosporaceae
Product: putative FMN binding oxidoreductase
Exons: 4
Coding region: 280-1548 (422 amino acids)
Molecular function (GO): oxidoreductase activity; FMN binding
Source: RefSeq, a predicted model, not a curated record